AUGGAGGAAAACCACACAAUGGUCACAGAGUUUGUCCUGCUUGGAUUCUGCCUUGGCCCAAAGAUUCACCGAAUUCUUUUUGCAUCUUUCUCACUCUUCUAUGCCUUCACCCUGCUGGGGAAUGGGGCCAUCCUUGGGAUAAUCUGUCAAAACUCCAGACUCCACACUCCCAUGUACUUCUUCCUGUCCCACCUUGCCAUCGUUGACAUUGCCUAUGCCUGCAACACCGUGCCCCAGAUGCUGGUGAACCUUCUAGAUCCAGCCAAACCCAUCUCCUUUGCUGGCUGCAUGACACAGACCUUUCUCUUUUUGGCUUUUGCACACACAGAAUGUCUCCUCCUCUUGGUGAUGUCCUAUGAUCGGUUUGUGGCCAUCUGUCACCCGCUCCGAUAUUCUUCCAUCAUGGGCUGGAGAGACUGUGCUGGUCUGGUUAUCACAUCCUGGGCUUGUGGCUCACUCCUUGGUAUGGUUCAUAUGAGCCUCAUCCUGAGGCUGCCCUUCUGUGGGCCCCAUGAAAUCAAUCACUUCUUCUGUGAAAUCCUGUCUGUCCUCAAGCUGGCCUGUGCUGACACAACACUCAACAAAGUUGUCAUCUUUGCAGCUUCUGUGUUCAUCUUAGUGGGCCCCCUGUGUUUUGUACUGGUCUCCUACACACGCAUCCUAGUGUCUGUUCUGAGGAUGCAGUCAGCAGAGGGCCGAAGAAAGGCCUUCUCCACUUGCUCUUCCCACCUCUGUGUGGUUGGGCUCUUCUUUGGCAGCGCCAUUGUCAUGUACAUGGCCCCCAAGUCUCAGCACCCCGAGGAGCAGCAGAAGAUCCUUUUCCUGUUUUACAGUUUUUUCAACCCAAUGCUGAACCCCUUGAUCUACAGCCUGAGGAAUGCUGAGGUCAAGGGUGCCCUGAGAAGGGUUCUGUGCAAAGAAACUCAUUCCCAGUUGGUGUGA
Messenger RNA from Cricetulus griseus (Chinese hamster), 942 nucleotides. The record is from RefSeq and is a predicted model, not a curated record. NCBI's taxonomy places the organism in Eukaryota, Metazoa, Chordata, Mammalia, Rodentia, Cricetidae.